Pterocles gutturalis (yellow-throated sandgrouse) is the source of this 1340-nucleotide messenger RNA. It is a transcript of the gene HEXA, whose product is annotated as hexosaminidase A (alpha polypeptide). The annotation marks the transcript as partial. Gene Ontology annotation, molecular function: beta-N-acetylhexosaminidase activity. The record is from RefSeq and is a predicted model, not a curated record. The transcript has 13 exons. Gene Ontology annotation, cellular component: membrane. NCBI's taxonomy places the organism in Eukaryota, Metazoa, Chordata, Aves, Pterocliformes, Pteroclidae. Gene Ontology annotation, biological process: glycosaminoglycan metabolic process; ganglioside catabolic process; carbohydrate metabolic process.
AGAAUGAGCAACCCUGGGAGACGCCCUGCACUCAGCUCCUUGUCUUUGUUGCCACGCCAGACUGUGAUGGGUUUCCCAGCUUGGAAUCCAAGGAAAACUAUAAGCUGUCUGUCUCAGGAGGCUCCUUGUGGCUCUUCGCGGAUGCUGUCUGGGGAGCUCUCAGAGGCCUCGAAACGUUCAGCCAGCUCGUUGGGAGAGAUGAGAAUGGCACGUACUACAUCAACGAGACAGAAAUUGUGGACUUUCCCCGCUUUGCUCACCGAGGGCUUUUGCUGGACACCUCUCGUCACUACCUGCCUCUGAAAGCCAUCCUGGAAACUCUGGAUGUCAUGGCUUACAACAAGUUCAAUGUGUUUCACUGGCACAUUGUGGAUGACCCAUCUUUCCCCUACGAGAGCUUGACCUUCCCGGAGCUCAGCAAGCAGGGAGCUUUCAAUGCCAUGACCCACGUGUACACAGCCGAUGAUGUGCAGACAGUGAUCGAGUACGCCCGGCUACGUGGCAUCAGAGUUAUCGCAGAGUUUGACACGCCUGGGCACACCCUCUCCUGGGGUCCAGGUGCUCCAGGUCUCCUGACUCCCUGCUAUUUGGGCAAGGAUCCUUCCGGGACCUAUGGGCCCAUCAACCCCAUCCUUAAUAGCACCUACCAGUUUGUGAGCGGUUUGUUUCAAGAGGUCAGCACCGUGUUCCCAGAUUUCUUUCUUCACCUUGGUGGUGACGAGGUGGAUUUCACGUGCUGGAAAUCCAAUCCAAAAAUUCGUGCCUUCAUGAGGGAGAUGGGCUUUGGUGAAGAUUACAAAAAAUUAGAGUCGUUCUACAUCCAAAGGCUUCUGGACAUCAUCUCUUCCCUUGGCAAAGGUUAUAUCGUGUGGCAGGAGGUGUUUGACAACAGCGUGGAGGUGAGGCCAGACACCAUCAUCCACGUGUGGAAGGAGAACCCCACGCCAUACAUGCAGGAGAUGGCAAAUGUCACCAAGGCUGGCUACCGGGCUCUGCUCUCUGCCCCCUGGUACCUCAACCGCAUCUCCUACGGGCAGGACUGGAUGGCAGCCUACAAGGUGGAGCCCUUGGAUUUUGAAGGCAGCCCCGAGCAGAAGCAUCGGGUGAUCGGCGGAGAGGCGUGCAUGUGGGGUGAAUAUGUGGACGUCACUAACCUGGCCCCCAGGCUCUGGCCGAGAGCUGGCGCUGUAGCUGAGAGACUGUGGAGUAACGCGACCGUCAGGAACCUGCAAGAUGCCUACGUGCGACUGGCCGACUUCCGCUGCAAGCUUCUUGGGCGUGGUGUCCAGGCGCAGCCUCUCUACGUAGGAUACUGCGAACAUGAAUUUGGCGGGUUUUGA